AUACACAUCAUGACAAGACCAAUGGAACUCCCAUACUCCUUUAAAAUGGCUCCAAAAUGUUCCCCUAUUCUAUACCCUUAAAAUUAUCUAACAUAUCAUCCAACACAUCAUCCAACAAAUCAAUUAGGCUACAGUUUGACUUGACUUUCGGAGAAAUUGAACCACCCAUCUCACUGUGUUUUGCGUGGGAUCAUUCCGUCUCAGCCUGCACAUUAAAUCUUUUAUCCUUGCAUAAAAGCUCACCAUGAGACUCAACAGGGUCACACACAUCUCCUCUCCUAAACCAUGACGCUUGUUAUUUCCGAGAUUAAACCCCCGAACGGGAUCCUCAAGUCGCUCUAUAUGUGCUUCACGGACAACACAAAACCAUCGCUAGUUAUAGCAAAGAUAAACCGCAUCGAGGUCCACGAUGUCACGCCAGAGGGCUUGCAGCUCGCCCACACUCUACCCGUGUACGGCAAAAUAUCCACCAUCGCCAGUUUCCAACCGCCUUUGUGUCUCAAACAUUGGCUCAUAGUGGUCACAGAGUCCGAUAAACUAUACAUCGUGGCCUAUUCCGGGCGAUUUGUGGUGAUGGAAGACGUCCAGUUCAGCAGCACGGGGUCCCAGUCGUCCAUCGACACCAGCUCGUUGGUGGCGGUGGAUCCACGGGGAGAAUUUAUCGUCAUCCACUCCUUUCAGGGGUACGUUCAAACCAUUCCCGUGAAUUUACGAUACCCUAAACGUUUCCAGGAAGCUACAAAGAAAGCGCAAUACGAGCGGCUCUUCCAAAGCACGGUGGUGUCUUCCAUCGGCGGCGUGAUGGUUCAGAAAAUGUGUUUAGUGCGGUCUGGAGACAAGUCAAUGCUUGCCAUAGCUGCAAGAGAUGCCAAUUUGAAGCACUUUUUCCGCUACUACGGAAUGUCUGGCCACAGGUUUUCUCUCCUCUACCAGUCACCAAACCUCACCAACGAAGUGACAGCGCUAGCGCCACUUACCCGUGGCGUUCUAUGCCUCACUUCAUACGAGCAGUUUAUAUUUCCAUUCCCAGAAGAAACCUUAGCCAGCAGCGAUAAGACCGUUGCGGAUAAAGGCGGGGUUCUUGUGAGACAGCUAUCCGAGCCCAUGGAACUACUUACCGCCACGAUUAUCGAUGAAAGGAUCAUAUGCGGCUCGGCUGACGGCCAGAUUUGUAUCCUCCACAUCCACACGGAAGAGUCUACGCUCAAGUCAUGGAGCUCCACAGACCUCGGGAAAGCGACCGUUGCCAACGACCUUAUCCACCUCAAUAAUGGCAUCUUUUUCGCGCCUUCGCAGCUUUCACGGUCUGUCAUUUUCCAGGUUCGUCCCUCCGCCCCGCAUAUAGAUAUCCUCCAGUUUGUGGCAUCCUCCCCACCUAUCUUAAAUGUGGAAGUGCAGAAUGACAACACCUGUUUGACGUUGGAUAUCUGCCAGGGCGGGUACAACUCGGGAGAAGUGGCGCGGAUCCAGAGCCGAGUAGUUACAAAGACUGUUCUCGGGCGAUUCAAAGGCGUGGGACCGUGCGCGAGAGCGUGGAGCUUUCCGAGGGCAGACGGCCGCUUAAUUGUGAUGAAGCAGAUAGAUGGCUGGAGAUGUUUGGAGCUUCUGGAGAAAGAGGCAAACUACGAGCUCAGGGAGGCUUCUCUACAAGACCCAAUGUUUGGCGGCUUGACUGGCAAAGAGACGGUUCUUGAUGUUUCCAUGGUGGAUGGCCGUUUGGUGAUAGUCACCGAUAAAAUCGACGGUGCCACCGCUUUCUUUGGGUGCUUGGUGGGGGACAAGAUGGUGUAUGUCACACAAAAUGCAAUAAAAGUUACCGAUCGGACAAUUCACGAGAUUAGCGCCUCAUCCAUCUCCGCCUUCCAUGCUUGUCUGAAUGACGGUGAACUAGUGGUUGCAGUUGGUUUAUGGGACAAUGCUGUCUUGGUGAUUACCGAAAAAAGUUCCUUUACGGUAAACUAUCUUCCGUUCAACGGCGCCAUCACCAGUGUAUUGCUUAAAGAAUUCCAUGGGGUGGUGAGCUUGGUGGUGGGAGAUGGAAACGGAAACUUGUAUCUCGUUCCAGAUAUCGAUUCCCCGGCGAUGGUCGCAGCGCCGUACCUGUUAGGCCCGUUCCGGGUCUUUGACCUCAAUGAGAAAUUCUGUGUGGUGACGCAGAGCGGCACGCUUGUCUUUUCUUACGACCCCGAGACUCUCACAGGGAGAAACUUGGGGGUAUCGGACGUGGUGCUCCCUCUCACCGACGGGGUGAUUCUAUCCUUCCAUGACCAGUCUCUUGAAAUCAUCAGGAUGCUCGAGUCUACAGCUAACACCAUCCGGACUUUGUUUCUUCCGGCAGAUUUGGUGCGCAAGAAGCUUGCCCUACGUGAGAUGUUUGUAUUGCUCACACAAAGAGAGGGCUCCACCCGGUUGAAACUCAUCCGGGACUCUGACUUCAAGGUCUUGGAUACGUUCACCUUUACCGAUGGCGUUGAGGGUACCGAUAUCUGCUCAGCGGAGUACCAAACAGUGCCCUCGCAGGUGAGUGAAUUGGACCAUCCAAUGUUCCCAGAGCUCCUCGGUUUGCUAGCCACCGGGUUUAUGGUGGCUACAAACUAUUCCAAUACCGUCUUGUCCUUUUUCGCGGUCAAGAACGAUAAGAUUGUAAAACUCUGUUCCAGCGAAGUUUUAAAGACCGGUCCGGGCCAUUCCGAGGCUGUUUUGGUCAAUUCAGUCCUCAACUUCCGCAACCUCUUUCUUGUCUGCGGAAACGUCACGGUGGGAUUCCAGUUGGUGUAUGAUAGUGACCAGGAUGCGUUUGCGCUUAUUCGUGUCACCGAUAACACCCCCACUCAUCAUUUUUCCUUGACCAUGAAAGCCUGGGGUCUGGAAAUCUACCUCGCUACUGUGUUGAACUCAGUGUAUUCUCUCAAGCUUACCCAGGACUUUUCCAAAACCGCGUCCUUAAAGAAGAGACAUUCACAUCUCAACCCGGUAGGACUCAAAUACUACGGUAUGGACCUCCAGAAGGUUGCUGUGCCACACCAAAACUUCUUGACUGCGCUCGAGGUCCUUCCAAGGGCUCUAAUCACCAGCGAUGCUACCGGGAAUGUCAUUAUACUGGACCGUAACACCUGGGAGACGUUAGCCAUGGUGAAUUUGGGCGACCAGGUAAACACCUUGAGUGGGAUUCGCGGCUUCACCCCGAGCAGGGACAAUCCAGGAAUGGUUCCGGUAGCGAUUGCGUGCACUGUAAACGGCGGGGUGUAUCUCCUCCAGCAAACAGAGGUGACUGAUUACGAUACCGUGAUGGAGGGGGUGUUGGAUAUGGUGGCACGCAAGCAAACUAUGGAGAGCAACCCCCGGGAGGCGUAUAUCGAUUACAGGGGGAUUUUACUCCGCAACGGGACAAAGACCGAGCCCUUCAAUUUUUUGGAGGUGGAGUUGCUCAGGGAGGCAAAGACCGAGAGAUGCGACGAAAUUUUAGCUACGAGCUAUAGCUUGUGAUGCAAAUCAGAUCCUGGAAUAGCAAGUCCUGGGAUAGCAAGUCUUGGGAUAGCAAGUCGUGGGAUAGCUAACCCUGGAAUAGCAUUGAUAAUUCCGACAACAUAACUCUUACAUAUGUUGAUUAGGGUCGGACGUGUACGGAAACCAUAAGUACUAAUGUUUUCAAAAUAUGCCCACACACGCUACGUUCAAUGCAUUAUAAAUUAUAUCGUAUUUCAU
Messenger RNA from Babjeviella inositovora NRRL Y-12698, 3705 nucleotides. RefSeq lists its product as uncharacterized. Gene Ontology annotation, molecular function: protein binding. Gene Ontology annotation, cellular component: nucleus. Lineage: Eukaryota; Fungi; Ascomycota; Pichiomycetes; Serinales. The record is from RefSeq and is a predicted model, not a curated record. Bases 286 to 3486 code for a protein of 1066 amino acids. The transcript has a single exon.